Messenger RNA from Arvicola amphibius (Eurasian water vole), 825 nucleotides. RefSeq names its product RAN guanine nucleotide release factor (gene Rangrf). NCBI's taxonomy places the organism in Eukaryota, Metazoa, Chordata, Mammalia, Rodentia, Cricetidae. The transcript is spliced from 5 exons. The record is from RefSeq and is a predicted model, not a curated record. Gene Ontology annotation, cellular component: nucleus. Gene Ontology annotation, biological process: regulation of membrane depolarization; regulation of sodium ion transmembrane transporter activity; heart contraction. Bases 131 to 688 code for a protein of 185 amino acids. Gene Ontology annotation, molecular function: sodium channel regulator activity; transmembrane transporter binding; guanyl-nucleotide exchange factor activity.
AAAGGUCUCAGAGCUUAGAAGGCCGGGAGGAGGCGGUGGCUGCUCCGGAACCCCAGAGGAAGAGAUGCCUCAAAGGCCCAUAUAGGUUUCUUUAAAACCUCGCUAAUGUCCAGACUCGAGUCCCAGAUCUAUGGAGCCCACCAGAAACUGUCCACUGUUUGGAGGCGCCUUCUCGGCCAUCCUUCCGCCUGGGGCCAUUGAUGUGAGCGACCUCCGACCGGUCCCGGACAACCAAGAAGUUUUCUGCCAUCCCGUGACCGACCAGAGUCUGAUCGUGGAACUUCUGGAGCUGCAGGCCCACGUGCGGGGCGAAGCGGCUGCGCGGUACCAUUUUGAGGACGUUGGCGGGGUGCAGGGGGCUAGGGCCUUGCACGUGUUAUCUGUGCAGCCUCUCUGUUUGGAGAACUUAUCCCUGAGGGGCAGCUGUCAAGAUGCCUGGUUCCUUUCUGGCAAGCAGCAGGUAGCUAAAGAAAACCAGCAGGUAGCAAAGGAUGUCACACUACAUCAGGCCUUGCUUCGGCUGCCCCAGUACCAGACUGAUCUCUUGCUCACCUUCAAUCAGCCCCCCUCUAACAGCAGGUAUCUUGGCCCUGAAAGUCUGUCAUGUCCACCUUGGAGCCUGGGUAACUUUGAACAACUGGUGACCAGUUUGACUCUUCACGACCCCAACAUCUUUGGUCCCCAGUAAAGAUGGUGGGACACAACAUAAACUGCUGCUGAGGACUCAGGGACCCAGCUCUGAGAGGGGGAGUUUCUUUCUGCUUCCUCCCUGGACAUAAACAUAAGACACCUCCUCUGCGGAAAUAAAACUUGCUUUAUAAACAA